Molecule: messenger RNA, 2243 nt
Organism: Folsomia candida
Lineage: Eukaryota; Metazoa; Arthropoda; Collembola; Entomobryomorpha; Isotomidae
Exons: 6
Coding region: 707-1909 (400 amino acids)
Source: RefSeq, a predicted model, not a curated record
AACUCUCUACUCUCGCUCAGAAUGAAUUGGAAGAGGAAAAGUUAAUCAGACAAGCCACCUAAACAAGUGAUUCAGAUAGCGAUAAAAGUUCCUACACCGUGCGUGUUCUUUCUCGGAAGCGUAAUCAAUCAUUGCAUGGCAUGACACGACUACACAACAGAACAAUGCGUUCUUAAGACACAAGUCAGACUAAAAUUAUGCUAUAGUGAUGAUGAUACAAAGAAUAAAGCAUACGGGAAGAAGUUAAUAACGCAAGUGUACGAAACCAAUUUAUGCAUUUCGCAACAUAUGUAAUACUAAUGACAUGAUAUCACCCUCACGCCACAUGGAAAGCUAUGGAUGGAGAGAGGAGGGCGAGCUAGGGGGCAGAUCGACCAGGUGGUGGAGAAAGUAGUUGGUGCGAACUGUUUCUUUGGCGUUUUUGGUAUUUGGAGAAAGUGAGGACUUGGAGGAUGUGCGUGUUGGCGUGGACGUCGUGGAUCGAUACACGCUGCUGCUCUGCUAUAUAGUGGUGACUACUGCCUCACACUUUCUCCAUCUGGCUCAGCUACCUCCUCGUUCGUUUCCUCCUCCACUUUCCCUCACACUUUCUCAGCCGCACGAUGCUGUGAAACAGGUUCAUCCACCUCCUCCAUUCUUUCGCCGAGGUCUUCACCACUUUUAGUUUUACUAAGCUUGAGUGGCACAAUCAUCAUAUUUUGUUCGCAUGGAGGUGGGCAAAGGAUUUCUCCAGUUGCAGGAAGAUUACAGCCGGAGAUCAAGUCUGCAUCCGACAAUUGGAGACGCGUCCAUAUUUGCCUAUGCCACUCGAGUGGGAUGCUGUGGUUGUUGUUCCAUUAAAGUGGAACGAGAUGAGGACAGGUUUCGAAUCGGACGUCUAAGUCUUGCCCCGUAUUGUCAUCUGGCCCUCCUUGUUUUUGGACUGUGUUUCCUCCUGGCCGGUGCAGUACUGACAGGAUUGGCGUAUAGUCAUCCUCAACAACAUGCUCCACUAAUUUAUUCGCAGUUGAAGCAGGGAGAAGAUUCCCAAGAAGAGCGGGUGGCAGGUCCUCUUUUUCUUGUCGUGGGUCUUGGUCUCCUUGCCCUCGGAGUUGGCUUAGCGAUGCUUGGUUGCAAACUUGAAAGGGCAGCUGCUCGCCAAAGAUCUGCAAUGAGUCGAUUCAGUUUUGAGUCCGGGGGAAGCAGAAGUGUGGACAUAUUUGCCAAUCUGGAUGAUAUCAGGUCUCAAGGUGGAGAUUCUUCUCACAGAAGAGGCUCAUUUUUUGGUUCGUCUUUCAAUCAAACUAGAAGGUCCACAUUGUCGACAAUUGCUCAGGCAGUCCCCCUCGGGUUUUUCAUGACAGAGUCUCCCCGCACUCCGAAAACCCCGACCACAGUAAAUCCUCCCACUAACAAUUCCACUACUGCGACCACAAAGCUUUCUGACGAGUUCCAAGAAGUGGAAUUGGGCAGUCCGACCAGAGAUGACGAAUUUACGCUCCCAGCUCUUACCCUUCGUCCAAGUAUUAUUCCUAUCCCCAUGUUCUUAUCCUCUAAUCGGUUGAGUGCUGGACAUCAUCAGCAUGAAAUACCGGUCCCAUCGAGAAGUGAUGAGCCAUUUGGGUCUAUCGCGUCCCUUAGUGGACCUCGUGGAAGUAUCGCUUCUUUCCCUGCGCCACGAUUCACGGCGCACAUCAACAAUGUGGCCGUGCCAGAAACAAAUGGGCUCCCUCCAAUUCAUGUAAUGGGCACUGGCAAUGCACUCACAGCCUCGCCAAAACAGGGCGCACGACCAAAGCUUCGAGCGACAAAGAGUGAAGAUCGCCCAUCAUUUGAAGGGGACAUUUUAAAUGUCAGUAAUUGCUCCACUGCUGGAACCAGCUCUACAACAAACGCAGAAUCUCAGCGGCGACCCCACUCUGGGUCGUAGUUAAUUGGUGUGAUUACAUAUUUUGAUGGUUCUCCAACUUAGAAUGCAUGAAUGCUUAUAUAAUUAUUUAUAUUUUCAAGCUACGAGUGUCAAUGAUUUAUUGAGAUAAUGGAUUGACAACGAUGUUUGUCACUCAAAUAUUGAGGCUUAUCAUAUACAUUUAAUAAUGUGAUGAAAUAUUCUUCAGAGUGUCAGUAAAUCACAAAAAGAAUGUGAUUAGGUUGGAUACGUGCAUCACCACUGGUCGCAUGAUUGGACUUUUGACUGUGGCAAAAGAUUUUGAACAAAACUAUGAAUAAUUUUGAAAUAAAAAAUUACUAUUAUUAUCCAUCAU